Molecule: messenger RNA, 1252 nt
Organism: Platichthys flesus (European flounder)
Lineage: Eukaryota; Metazoa; Chordata; Actinopteri; Pleuronectiformes; Pleuronectidae
Gene: abhd14b
Product: abhydrolase domain containing 14B
Exons: 4
Coding region: 260-895 (211 amino acids)
Cellular component (GO): cytoplasm
Source: RefSeq, a predicted model, not a curated record
UCCUGAAGAUUUAACCAAACACUCUUUACACACACAGAACAACACGUGCUGGAAUGAAGGGAUCUUUAAUUUACUGCCAAAAUAGAAGCAGUUCUCCAAAUGAAACGAUAGGCGGCAGUAGAUUGGUUUGCAGGAGCUUCCUCCUCCUCCUGUUUUCCCGGAAAUAAAGUGAAACUACAACUUUUUUUUUUUUUUUUUUGACUACCUUCACAGGCAGUGCUGCUGCAGCAGUCGACACGUUUCCGCAGAGAGAGUCAGGAUGUCGGCUGUGAAGAUGUCAGAGGGGAGCGUGCAGGUGGACGGCUGCGGAGCGCCGCUGUUCUACAGACAAAGUGAACCCGCCACCGGGGAGGUGAAGAUGUCAGUUUUACUCCUGCACGGCAUCCGCUUCUCAUCAGAGAACUGGCUCCACAUCGGCACUCUGGAGACUCUGGCCCGGGCUGGCUGCCGUGCGGUCGCCAUCGACCUGCCAGGACUCGGCCAGUCUAAGUCAGCCGAGGCCCCGGCACCAGCGGGACAACUGGCCCCUGCGAGUUUCCUGAAGGAUGUGUGUGAGCAGCUGGGCCUGGGCCCGGUGGUGGUGAUCAGCCCGUCCCUCAGUGGGAUGUACUCGCUCCCCUUCCUCCUCCAGCACCAGGCUCUGGUCCGAGCCUACGUCCCAGUAGCUCCCAUCUGCACCGACAAGUUCACAGCGGAGCAGUACCAGACUGUGACGGUCCCAUCGCUCGUCGUCUACGGGGACCAGGACGCUCAGCUCGGAGAGGCGUCGCUCCGCAACCUGAGCAAUCUGACCAAUCACAGCGUGGUGGUGAUGAAAGGGGCGGGUCACCCCUGCUACCUGGACGACCCGGACACGUGGCACAAAGCUCUCACAGGCUUCCUCAACACGCUGUGAAGGUGUGAAGGUGUGCCACGGUGGAGAGAUGACUCCGGGUUUUUAUUUACACUAUCUUUUAUAAAAGAGGUUAGAGGAUGCAGGACAGAUGCCGACCUGGCUCAUCUCCUGAAGGGGGAACUAGAGAGCGAUUCGUACAUUAUGUUGCCUUGAUACUGCACCAUAAAAACUGCUCGAGCCACAUUUAGUAUUGAUUAUUUAGUAGAUUGUAAAUUUUCAUUUCAGCAGAUGAAAUAAAUGAAUCCGCUGUGUCUCUCUGUGAAAAAAAAAAAGAAUCAAACACCACACGUGGAAAUGAAGUGAAAAAUAUGAACAUUAUUUAAUAACUGAUUCUCUGUAAUAAACAAUUUGAAAAUA